UUGGAUCGAACGUUUGACAUUAGUUUCGGGGAAAGUUGUCGUAGCUAGUUGAUGAUUACAAAGUAGAGGGUGAAGAAAGGAGGAGUUGAGGGUGUUUAUUUCUUACUUGAAGACGGUAGUUAACCAUCUGUAAGGUCCUGAUAUUUGUUUAUUCCCUGUGGACCCCAAAGAAAUAUGCCGAGACAACGCCAACGUAUUGUUUACUGCGAUUGCUUCGACUGUCGCGAUCGACCGCAAGAGGAAGCACUCACGCCAGAACAGCUCGAUGCAGCAACCGCAGUAGCUAGGCAGGAACCGCCUCCAAAGGCGUUGGUCUUGUACGCGACCGGCAUUGUGCAAGCAUCCAAUGGCACAACCAAUCUCGACUCAUGUACUCUUCCACAUUGCAACCUGAUCGUGCGGGAGGGAAAUUUGGGUCUUCUUGCGGUCCGGAAAGCUCAGGAGGGACUUCAAGGCGGAGUAGGUUCUGGCGUUUCUCCUGCCGUGGCUGAGCUGGCGCAGUUCCUGGGCGUGUACCAGGACGCAUGCCGCCAGCCCCCCGCCGACAGCCCGGAUGCCGCCUCCGCGAGCUCCCUACCCAGCCUGGCAGCUCGCUUCAAGGGCAUGCAGGCCGCCUUCGCCUCCUCCAGCCCCGCAGCCGCCCAGCUGGCCGCUCGGCUGGGCAUGACCCUGGUGGAGCGGCUGUGCCUGGGGCGACCCACGGGACCAGACGGACCCAUGGGUCAGCCGGCAGCAGCUGCAGCAGCGACUCCGGAGGCAGCAGCAGCGGUGGCAAGCGGGGAGGAGCUGCAGCUGGUCGGUGUGCUGCCGGAGGCGGGGGCGUUCGCCCGAUUGGUGGCGGAGGAGCUGGGCGCCUCCGAGGGCAGCAGCGGUCGCGACCUGCUGCUGCUGCACCUGGAUCUGGCAGAUGUACGGCAGGCAGCGACAGCAGCUGCUGCGGGGUCAUCAGGGGC
Astrephomene gubernaculifera is the source of this 953-nucleotide messenger RNA. The record is from the annotation of a GenBank genome assembly. Lineage: Eukaryota; Viridiplantae; Chlorophyta; Chlorophyceae; Chlamydomonadales; Astrephomenaceae.